GCCGGGCUGCCCCCAGCAUAGGCCUCGGAGGGCCGGACCUGCCCAGAAUCCAAGGCCAGGGCACCCCCCAAGUCGGGCCCUUGUGCACCCCAGCCAGCUCAGGUGACCAGGCGGGCGCCGGGCACACCUGGCGCCGUCCCCUGACCCCGCCCCGGGCCGGGCCGCACCCCGAAACGCUCUCUGGGGGAGCCAGCGCGGCAGAGCAGGGCCAUGGCAGCGGCGCCAGCAGUGGGCGCCGCGCAGGGGCCCCCGCCGGGUGCACCGUCCCCGCCGGCCGGCGCGCCAGGGCCUGCGUCCGGCCUGGGCCGCUGCCGGAUGGCGCUGCUGCUGGCCGUGGCGCUGGACGUGGCGGGCAUGGCGGCGCUGCUGACCGGCGUGUUCGCGCAGCUGCAGGUGCGCGGCCGCGACUUCGGCGACCUGCUCAUCUACUCGGGCGCGCUGCUCGUCUUCCUGAGCCUGCUCGGCUGGAUCCUCUGGUACACCGGCAACAUCGAGAUCUCGCGCCAGGAGCUCGAGCGCGACUACGGCCUGCGGCCCUCGGCUCUGGCCCGCCUGGCACGCAAGCUCUCCCGCCGCUGGUCUGCGCCGGCCUCCUGCUCCGGCCCGCGCGUCCCGCCCGGCUCUCUAGGAACGCGCCGUGCCGCCCGCGCGCCCCCGCCGCCCGCCGCCGGCUCCCGCCGCGUGCGCCUGCAGCUCGCUACGCUCGAGGCCGGGCCCGGGGCGGCGGGCGCAGGCACCGAGUGAGCCCGAGAUGGACCCACGGAGCCACCUGUCAGGACUGGACUGCGGUGUGCAGUUGCGCCCACCAUCAUCUGGGCCACCAGGAUGCCUACCUGUCCGCCCCUAUCCUCCCCUGGAUAAAUGGCUCUGCCUCAUA
Messenger RNA from Neomonachus schauinslandi (Hawaiian monk seal), 877 nucleotides. RefSeq names its product transmembrane protein 238 (gene TMEM238). The record is from RefSeq and is a predicted model, not a curated record. Bases 211 to 744 code for a protein of 177 amino acids. The transcript is spliced from 2 exons. NCBI's taxonomy places the organism in Eukaryota, Metazoa, Chordata, Mammalia, Carnivora, Phocidae.